Messenger RNA from Lytechinus variegatus (green sea urchin), 3011 nucleotides. RefSeq names its product histone-lysine N-methyltransferase PRDM9-like. Gene Ontology annotation, molecular function: protein binding. Bases 183 to 2882 code for a protein of 899 amino acids. Gene Ontology annotation, cellular component: nucleus. The record is from RefSeq and is a predicted model, not a curated record. Lineage: Eukaryota; Metazoa; Echinodermata; Echinoidea; Temnopleuroida; Toxopneustidae. The transcript has 7 exons.
GCUGCGAAAACUGCAGAUGCUGCCGGCUCCCUUUUUACAUUUUUUUAGUGUAAUUUCUCAUGUUAAAAGCAAGGUUGCCGUGGUUUACAUUUUCUUCCGUCGAUGCCCAUGAAAUUUAAAGACCCACAUGUACGUGUAGUCUCGGAGGGGGGUUCGUUCUUUGAGGUUCCACGACGAACAAGAUGGAGUAUAGCUAUGCCCAUGACAGACAGGAGGCCCGGGCUAACCCAGAGCCAGGCCAGGGGCACCCUCAGAACCAGCAUCUUUUGCAUUAUCAGCACCAACAGUACCCACCACCACACCACCCAAUACAGACAGGGUACCCUGGACUCAGACUUGCCCCGUACAUGAACCCGCUACCGGUGCAGGGUGGGGGGACACCAGCAGGACUUGGUCUCGGUCAAGAAGGGGGUCUGGUCCAACCCCCAAGGAUUCCUACAUCGGGUUCUACAGCAAGCAGCAGGGAUUCCAGUCAGAGUAGUCAUGAAUUUGAGAACGUUCUUAGUACUGUCAUGCAAGGGAGCAAUGUACAAGGUCAUUACCACCAAGAGGUACCAUCACACAGCCAGCAUGGGAUACCUCUUCAGCAGAUCCCAACGUUGCCAUCGACCCAACAACCCUCACCACCCCUCCAGCAAGGUCAGACUGGUAGUAGCAACACCUACCACAUAGAGGACCUCUCCCACAACACUCGCCUCCCAACUACUACCUCCUGCGACCCAUUGAGCACCGCUCCUGGGAGCAUCGAGGUGUGUGCCAACACGUCCAAGAGCAACUCGCGUGCCGUAUCUUCUACGGGUCGCACGCCUAAGAAGCGGGCCGCUCCAGGAUCUAAUCCCAAACAACUGAGUAAGUUGCCCAGCAUGCAGACACCAUUGACGCAGAUAGUGACUCCUCAGGUUUACCAGCAAACACAAGUGUCACAGCUACAUGCGGACCAGACACCUCGCCCAAGGGACACCAUAAGCUUCAGCAAACACUGCCAGACCGAACCUUUGUUCCAACAGGUCUACAAUGCCUCGGUGCACUUUUCCAAGGAGAAGGAACUACCUGAUGGUCUUAGGUAUACAGAGGAUGAGAAAGAGAAGAAGAUAUCUGGUGUCGUCGCAACCAAAGACCUUGAGGUCGGGAUGCAGUUUGGACCGUUUACUGGAGAAUUUGUGAAGGAAGGCUUGGGGUGCUUCAACCCAAACACAUGGGAGGUAUGCGUGAGGGGAAAGACCUGGUACUACAUCGACGGAGCCACCGACCCUCACAACUGGAUGCUCCACGUCCAGUUUGCCAGGAAUUCUGAGGAACAGAAUCUGGAGGCCUUCCAGUUCUACGGGGACAUCUACUUCCGAACCACCAAGCACGUAAAGUCUGGGACGGAACUGAGGGUGUUCUACAGCCAGGAUUACUCUAAGCAUGUGGGCUUCAAGGAAAACCUCAACAACCUGCUGUACUUUGAAGAUGCUGAAAGGUUUGAGUGCAGAGACUGUGACAAUCGCUAUACUAAUUCCAAAAGCUUGUUUAGACACAUCAAGUUUGAACAUGACAACAAGAAAAACCUGAUUCCUCCCAAGGAUUUUGAACCAGCCAAGCCCACUCCACCGCCGAAGCCAAAGAUACCAAACCUCAUGACCAUCAAGGAUGUCGCAGCAAAGAUGGCGAGGGACAAAGAGCGCAAUGCAGAGAAGGCUCGGGAGAGACCUCGAGUGGACAAGUCCAAGAGAUUCUUGAAGGUCAAGCUCGUCCCACUUGGAAAAUCUUCAGAGAAGGAUGAGAAAGAAGGAGAGUUCUCUUGCAAGAGGUGCAGGAAGAAGUUCCCGUCGGAGGGGCACUUGAAGGAACAUGCUGCAUUCCACAAGGAAAUGAAAGACGUGAAGCCAAUUUGCGAGGUCUGUGGGCUCGAGUGUAAGCAUAACAAAGCACUGAAGCAACAUCAGCUUUCCCAUAACCCUGAUGCAUUCCAGUGUGAGUUCUGCAAGAGGUAUUUCCGAAGGAGAGGUUGUCUUGUAUACCAUCUGAGGCACAUCCACCAGACCUUUGUAGGUGAGAAAUGGACAAGGGGCAACGUCCAGGAGCAGAUGACGAGAUACGUGGGGCCUGGUGAGGAAGAUGAGGAAGAGGAAUUCCAUCCGGAACUGCCCAAGGACAUGUUAGGUAAGCAUAUCCUCAUCAAGUCAAAGAAGCCAAGGGUUUUUAAGUGCCAGUUCUGCCCCAAGAAAUUCAUAAGACACAACCUGGUGUGCAAGCAUGAAAGAACAGUGCACAUGAACAAUGGGCGCUUCAAAUGUGAGUUCUGUUCGAAGACUUUUAUGGAGGAAUACAACUAUACUCUGCAUAAACGUAAGCAUACCAAGGAACGCCCCUUCAAGUGUUCGGAGUGUCCUCAGUCCUUUGCAUCGGAGAAAGCGCUCAUUAACCACCAACCAGAGCAUCGUGGGGAAAGACCUUUCAAAUGUGACGAUUGUGGGAAGGCAUUCCGCACGAGAAAAUACAUGCUGAAGCACAAGCGAAGGCAGCAUAUGGCACCUUCUAGACUCUUCAAAUGUGGAUACUGUGACAAGACUUUCAAAGACAACACCGGCAGGGAGCGCCACGAACGUCGCCACAAGGGUAUCCGGCCCCAUGUCUGUCUGACGUGUGGGAAAGCGUUUGGUACAAAAUAUUCCUUGCAGACUCACUUGCAUGUUCAUACAGGGGAAAAGAAGUUCUCAUGUCACAUUUGUGGUCAGAAAUUUGCCUUGAACAACACUCUUAUAAGGCAUCUCCUGCGACAUGACAAGGAGUCAGCUCUGAGUGACCAAAGUAUUUCCAGCGUUCAGGACAAAGUUGCUCUUCAGAACAGCUCAACUGGUAACACAGGACUCCAAGAAGUUCAACUCCACCCGUCGUAGUAGUAAUUAGGAUAUCUUCCCUUCCAUCAUCAAGUGAUUUGCUGAUUAAUCAGAACUUGAGUCGAGAGGUGCAGAUGGCAGACGGGACAUGGGCAUAGACCACAGCAAGGGGACCGACCCUAAACCAAU